AGCGAGAAACUGGCGACAGGAUUGAUACAUUUGGGACUGGAUCGUGGAGAUCGGGUCGGUAUGUGGGGACCGAACACCUACGAAUGGAUUGUUUGUCAGUUCGCUACGGCCCUUGCUGGCAUGAUCAUGGUGAACAUCAACCCAUGUUAUCAAUCGGAAGAACUGAAAUUUGCACUGGAGAAAGUAGGAAUAAAGGCAUUGAUAGCGCCACCAAGCUUCAAGAAAUCCAACUAUUACGCAUCCGUUUCUGAUAUCAUACCUGAGAUCAUAUUGAAAGCUGAAGGUCGUGGCGACUUCGCAUCGCAUAACUUCCCAUCUUUCCGGCAUUUUAUCAUCAUUGAUGAUCAAAAACUGUACAGAGGUGGAUGGCGUUAUUCAGAAGUGAUCAAAAUGGGUUCAGAAGAAGAUCGCAUCAAAUUAGCUGAUAUCGAAAGAUGCGUGCAACCGGAUGAUCCGGUCAAUAUACAAUACACAAGUGGAACGACCGGCGUUCCGAAAGGUGCAACCUUAACGCAUCACAAUGUUGUGAAUAAUGCGUAUUUCGUUGGUCGAAGAGCUGGUUAUGCUGAAAAGGUUUCAUAUCUUGUUAAUAUUAUUGCCAUAAAUUAA
Anisakis simplex (herring worm) is the source of this 609-nucleotide messenger RNA. NCBI's taxonomy places the organism in Eukaryota, Metazoa, Nematoda, Chromadorea, Rhabditida, Anisakidae. The record is from the annotation of a GenBank genome assembly.